AUGAAACUGUGCUGUGUGAAAAGGGUUGACUCAAAUUCCCCAACACAACAGGUUGAGCAUCCUGUCGCCACGAUGCACAGUCUGCACAAGUUCCUGCUGUUCAAUGUUCUGGCUUGUCUCGGACGAAACCUAUCUGGAAGUGGAAUUAUAGGUGGAGGAAAAGCCCCAGAGAACUCGAUGCUGUAUAUGGCCUCCAUACAGAGCGACAAUAAACAUGUGUGUGGAGGAUUCCGCAUCAGUAAAGACAUUGUGGUCACUGCUGCACGCUGUGAUGUGAAUCUGGAUGCAGCAAAAGUUGUUCUGAGCACCCAAAAACCUGGUAGCGCUAUAAAAACAGUGAAAUACAUCAGCAAGAAGUGCAAACACCCCUCUUAUGAGGAUUUUACAAAAGGAAAUGACAUCAUGCUCCUAAAAGUGGCGGGGGAGGAGGGAAUGAAUGUUGGUAUAACAACAGUUGAAUUGACUGAUAUUCAGGUAGAAGCAAACAAACAGUGCCGUGUAGCUGGAUGGGGUUGCACUACACCUGGUGGUAACACUGUAGAUGAUCUGAAAGUGGCCGAUGUGUCUAUCAUUAACCUGCAAGACUGUAAGAAGAAAUGGCCUGGUCUUUCUGCAGAUGUUAUCUGUGCAGGUGGAUAUAGCACAAAGCGAACUCUUUGUAAGGGGGAUUUUGGUGGUCCACUGGUGUGUGACGGGAAGGCUGCGGGUGUGGCGUCUUAUAACAAAUGUGGCAACUGCAACAGGGAAAAUGAACCCAGCAUCUAUACGGACAUCUCAAAGUUCCUCCCAUGGAUCAACAAAGUUGUCAAGACAAAUGACUGGACAGAUUGUAAGAAAUAACAAUCUUACACACAGCUUUGCUUCAGCAUCUUUGUAUUUGUAUUUUGGAGGAGCAGUUGUGUUUGAGUUGCUCUGUCAGUGUUUGCUCUUUAUUGG
This is a messenger RNA of Epinephelus lanceolatus (giant grouper), 936 nucleotides long. RefSeq names its product trypsin-3-like. The record is from RefSeq and is a predicted model, not a curated record. Lineage: Eukaryota; Metazoa; Chordata; Actinopteri; Perciformes; Serranidae. Gene Ontology annotation, biological process: proteolysis. Gene Ontology annotation, molecular function: serine-type endopeptidase activity.